AUGGCUAGUGACCAAGAUAUAAUAUAUAUUUACGACACGUCUUUAAGACUAGUCAAACGAUGUGCCAACCUAAAAAAACUCUUAAAAUUCCUGGACGUACACCCCAACAAUCCAUUCAGUGUAGUGAAAUUUAUAAAUUCCGGGAAAUUGUACGAAGGCAAAUAUUACUUGAGUAAUGGUUCGACUAUUGUUCCUACCUUGCAAAGAGGAAUAGAUACAAAUAGAGUAGAGCUAUUUUCAAAUAGUCCUACUGGAGUAUUCGUUUACAAUCAAUCGUUUUCUAAGAUACUUUAUAAAUACCAAACAAAAUCUGAAGCUGCACAAGCCCUUGAAUGUCCAGUCGCUAUGCUCGACUAUUUUAUCGAUAAAAAUCUGCUCUUCAAGGAUCGAUAUUUCUUAUUGAGUAAAUCGAUCGAUAGACGUCUAAACGGUCUCAAAUUCGAUGAAAAAUUGAAGGGGAGCGAUAAAAAUGCCAGUCAUGCUUCAGAUGCCGAUAACGAAUCAAGCAGUAGUGCUAUUAGUGAUAUUAGUAGUUCUGAAAGUGACGAGGAAGAUGAACACCCUUUUCGAGAGACUGAUUUUCAGGAAAUGGAUGGAUUUCGAAAUUGCCAAGAAUUUCCAAAGAUUCUGGGUAGAUUAAGGGCCACCAUAUGCUUGGGAAAAGGCAAAGCUAGCAGGCUUCUCGAAUUAGACGCACUGCGACGAGAAUACGAAAGUAAAACGAUAGUAAAUAAGCGAUCGACUCCAAAGAGAGAACGGAGAACACUUGUUGAAGGCGACAAAUUGGAGCCUUUAGAUUUUCCAUCUUCAGAACUCUUGGAAGCAGUUAAUAAAUUUGCGGCAAAUCAUUUCAAAAAAAAUGAUUUAGAAAAUAUUUUUGAAGAAAUGAAUGGUACGGCGUUAGUUGCAAUAGGAAUUAUAAUACAAGAAUAUGUGCGAAAUGUUAUGCUAAAACCACCUGAAUGA
This is a messenger RNA of Ambispora gerdemannii, 966 nucleotides long. Lineage: Eukaryota; Fungi; Glomeromycota; Glomeromycetes; Archaeosporales; Ambisporaceae. The record is from the annotation of a GenBank genome assembly.